Molecule: messenger RNA, 1341 nt
Organism: Macrosiphum euphorbiae (potato aphid)
Lineage: Eukaryota; Metazoa; Arthropoda; Insecta; Hemiptera; Aphididae
Source: the annotation of a GenBank genome assembly
AUGAUUGUGAAAGAAUAUCACCCAUUCAGUAUAGUUGAAGACAGUGAAUUUAGAAAACUGAUUAAUAUGUUGUCACCCACGUAUAUUAUUCCUUCGAGGAAGACUGUUUCAAAUAGCUUACAUCGAGAAACAAUCAAAGUUUUUUUGCAAAGUUUUCCACUGAGUCAUACCGCUGAUAACAUUUCUGAAUUUAUGAAAGAUACUGUGGCUGAGUGGCGAUUGUCUGAUAGAAUAUCUGCAGUAGUGACUGAUAAUGCAUCAAAUAUGAAGUCUGCUAUUGAUAAAUGCAAUUGGAGGAGAUUAUCGUGUUUUGCACAUACAAUUAAUUUAAUCGUACAUAAUGGUAUUGAGGUGAUUGAGUCCAUUGUAGAUAAAGUAAAGGAUAUUGUAUCAUUUUUUAAAAGGAGUUCACAUGGCUUGGCAAAGUUGCAGGAAAUGCAAAAGCAAACUGAUUCUCCAAUUUUAAAACUUAAGCAAGAUUGCCCUACUCGUUGGAACUCCACUUAUGAUAUGCUUGAUAGAUUCUUAAAAAUUAAAGAGCCAAUUAUUGCCACUUUAGCUAUUUUAAAUUAUAGUCAGAUUAAUCCUCUCACUCCUAAUGAUUGGAUUAUUCUUGAAAAGUCAAAAGAUCUAUUAAAAAUAUUUUAUGAUAUCACAACUGAAAUAGGUGCUGAAAAAUACAUAACGAUUUCAAAAGAAUUAAUUUUUGUAAAUGCUUUACAAAAGUAUACAAAAAGAUUUAUUAAUGAUGUGACCUUACCCCAAGAAGUUUUAAACAUGGCAGCAAUUUUAAACAAACAAUUGUUUAUUCGGUUUGGAAGGUUAGAAGAUGAUGUCCUAGUAGCUCAAUCUACACUAUUAGAUCCCAGGUUUAAAAAACAUGGAUUCAUUGAUGCUCGAAAAUGUAAUACAGCCAUAUCAGAGUUGCGCGAGAAACUGCAGAGUAUACGGACCGUACAAGAUGCACUUCCACAGCAAACAUCAGCUUCUUCGACAGCACCAAUUCCAAAUGAAAGCUCUGACAUAUGGAAAGAGUUUGAUCAAACUGUCACGAAUGUUAUUGGUGGACAUAAUACAGGUGCAGCUGGGAUAAUAGAACUGGACAAAUAUUUAAACGAAGCAUUAAUCAAUAGACAUGAUAAUCCGUUACUUUGGUGGUCUGAAAGAAAAAAAAUUUAUCCACGGAUGUACGAACUUGUAAAACGACGUCUAUGUUUAAUGGCAACAUCAGUGCCCUGUGAAAGGCUAUUUUCAAAAGCCGGACAAGUGGUCACUGACCGCAGAAGUAGACUGGAAUCUAAAAAGAUAUCACAAAUUUUAUUUUUAAAUCAUAAUAUGUAA